GUCAUCUCCUCUCUGUAGCCUUUGAGUAGCUGGUUGACCAGACUGAGUUCGCUGUUUUUUCUCACAGGAUAGAGAGCCGGGAAGGGAUUGCCUUUGUACUCCAGGACGGCCAUCUUUGCUCUGUCCAGUUGCCACGGAGGACGACAAGAUCGUCGGAGGAUAUGAGUGCUCACGUCACUCCCAGCCACACCAGGUGUCUCUGAACUCUGGCUACCACUUCUGCGGUGGCUCCCUGGUCAACGAGAACUGGGUUGUCUCUGCUGCUCACUGCUACAAGUCCCGCAUUGAGGUGCGCCUUGGAGAGCACAACAUCCAGAUCGACGAGAACACCGAGCAGUUCAUCAGCUCCUCCCGUGUCAUCCGUCACCCCAACUACAACAGCUACACCUACGACAAUGACAUCAUGCUGAUCAAACUGAGCAAGCCCGCCAUCUUCAACGACUAUGUGCAGCCCGUGGCUCUGCCCAGAAGCUGUGCCCCCGCUGGCACCAUGUGCUUAGUCUCUGGCUGGGGCAACACCAUGAGCUCCACUGUUGACAGGAACAAGCUGCAGUGCCUGGACAUCCCCAUCCUGCCUGAUGAGGACUGCCGUCGUUCCUACCCCGGCAGGAUCACUGAGGCCAUGUUCUGCGCUGGUUACCUGGAGGGAGGCAAGGAUUCCUGCCAGAUGGACUCUGGCGGGCCAGUUGUGUGUAAUGGUGAGCUUCAGGGUGUUGUGUCCUGGGGCAUUGGAUGUGCUGAGAAGAACCACCCUGGUGUCUAUGACAAGGUCUGUGUGCAGAUUGAGUGGCUGCGCAACACAAUGGCCAGCUAUUAACUCCAUCAUUUGACCUCCACAUCAGAAAGACAACCCGGCAUUACCAACUGCCCUAAUGACAUGUUUCAUUUGCUGAAGCUGAAUAAAAGAAAUUGUUUGAAAUGCAUUA
Molecule: messenger RNA, 926 nt
Organism: Scatophagus argus
Lineage: Eukaryota; Metazoa; Chordata; Actinopteri; Scatophagidae
Product: trypsin-2-like
Exons: 6
Coding region: 404-817 (137 amino acids)
Biological process (GO): proteolysis
Molecular function (GO): serine-type endopeptidase activity
Source: RefSeq, a predicted model, not a curated record